UCUUAAUUGCAUUUACUCAUAUAAGUCUGAUUCUAGUCAAGUGCUGUUAACAAAAAAAAAAACAGAGCAACGAGUUCAAUAAAAUUUUCAGUUAAAUUUUCAGUUAAAUUUUUCUCCAUCGGUAUUAAAUACUCUGUUACUCCUUGAGGUAGAUUUAACCCUAAGUUCACGAGCUAUUGUUGUUUUGCUUUUCCCCGGAGUUGAGUCUAUUGUUUGCUGUAAAGACACCUACAUAAUUGUACUUUUAGGGAGGUGAACCCCUAGUAUUUGAAAUACAUUAUUACAUCUUCUUUUUAUCAAAGACAGAGAUGAACCAGUCCAGUUUAAUCAAACAACUAAGAAUAGAUGGUCGGAAUCCAGAAUUCUGUAAGAAGAUUACUUAUAAAGAGUUUGAUAAAAUCAUUCAUUUACUUUAUAAUCGAUCAGAGCCAAUAGUAUAUUUUGAGACUAUUGAUUUGUUGGCUACUAUAUCGAAUAUUUUAUUGGUUAAUCGGGAAUUGCAUACUCUAUAUUUUACCAAAACUUACUCGAAUGAUAUUUUACAGUAUCUUGAUAGUUUGAUUCAAUCAAGAAUUGCUCUUGGAGCAAGACCCGAAAAAGAUUAUGAUUUCACUUCUCUUAUUCCAAUUUACAGAUUGAUUUUUUUAAUCUUGUACGAUGGUUUGAAUAACGUUAAUGAUGAUCUGGUUCACAAUAUAUAUUCUUUAUUGAUAAGGGGGUUUAAGUUUUGUGAUGGGUUAUUCACUAAUUUUAAAAGUCACGAACACUAUAAAAUGACUUUUAUCGAAAUUUUGAAAAGUUUAUAUACUUUGAAUCACAAAUAUAAAUACGGUGGUGAAUUAAUUAAAAAUGAACAUUUAUCCCUUAAUGUUAUCUUAACUAUUAAUGAAAUGUUUGAUUAUAAACCAAAUCCAACCACUCUUACGCAUACUGGUCGUUUAUUAAUAAAAAAUUUAUUAAAUUUCUUAUUGGGUCUAUUCACAGUUGAUAGUUCUAUACCAACUAUUUACUCCUUAGAUGUAAAUGUUGAUCAUUAUAAUAAGUUCUUCAAUAAUUUGUUAACCUUGUUAAAAUUUCAAUUACAAAAUUAUCUCCAUGAAUUUGAUCAUGCUUCGGAAUUUGAAUUAAGUGAUUUGAAUAAUUUAUUGGUUGUUAUUAAUUUCAUUCAUCAACAAGUAACUAAUCAAUUUUCCAAUAAUUCGAGCUAUUUAUUAAAUCUUCAUUUGAUUUUGAAAAAUGGCUUUUUCCCAAAUGAAAAUUCAUCUUAUAUCUACAAUAAAUUGAUUAACUUGAUCAAUUUAUCAAAUAAAUCUUCGAUUUCGACCUCAGAUUCGUUUUUCAAUUCAAAAAAUACCGAUUUAGAUAUCACCCAAUUAUCCUAUUCGAAAAAUAUCAUUCUUCAGCUUUUUUAUAAUCUAUCUUUCAAUGAUGAUAAGGAAAUCCAAUUGAUUGAUUUCUUAAACUUGAUGGGAUACCUCAAUUCAGAAGCGUUUAUCCGUAAUAAUGAAAUAUCUUUGCCUUCUCAAAUAGAUUUAGAAAAACAUUUAUAUCCAAGUUCUGAUUAUUUGGAUUCGUCAAAUGAUGCUGAUUCAAAUAUCUCAAAAGGUGAAAGUGCAAUUAGCUCAAUCUUUAAUCAACCAAGAUUUUCUAGAAAUAAUUCCUUCACGUCAAAUCAAUCAAUUCAACCAAAUGAUGAUUUAACAGAAACUGAAAAAGAAAUUGAAGCUGAAAAAUUGUUCAAUAUAUUUGAUAGAAUGGAAAAAAUUGGGGUUUUUCAGAAUUUUAAAAAUCCAGUUAGAGAAUGGCAGCAACUGGGUAGAUUCGAAAAUUUGCCUAAUGACGAUAACGAUGAUUAAAUUGUUGAACUUUCACUUAUUUCUCCCGUACUUAAUUAUUCUUUACUUUAUUCUUCCAUACUUAAUUCUUCCUUACUUAAUUCUUCCUUACUUAAUUCUUCCUUACUUAAUUCUUCC
This is a messenger RNA of Hyphopichia burtonii NRRL Y-1933, 1973 nucleotides long. RefSeq lists its product as uncharacterized. The transcript has a single exon. The record is from RefSeq and is a predicted model, not a curated record. Bases 309 to 1856 code for a protein of 515 amino acids. Lineage: Eukaryota; Fungi; Ascomycota; Pichiomycetes; Serinales; Debaryomycetaceae.